This is a messenger RNA of Astyanax mexicanus (Mexican tetra), 1120 nucleotides long. Its product is annotated as endonuclease V. The record is from RefSeq and is a predicted model, not a curated record. The coding region runs from base 149 to 889 and encodes 246 amino acids. Gene Ontology annotation, molecular function: single-stranded RNA binding; RNA endonuclease activity producing 5'-phosphomonoesters, hydrolytic mechanism. Gene Ontology annotation, cellular component: cytoplasm; nucleolus. The transcript is spliced from 9 exons. Lineage: Eukaryota; Metazoa; Chordata; Actinopteri; Characiformes; Acestrorhamphidae. Gene Ontology annotation, biological process: DNA repair.
UGGAAUCCUGUUCCAUCCCUUCAAAAUUACACCACAGAGCUGUGGGAAGUUGUGGGAGACUACCGAAUAUCAGUAAAGGCUCCCUGAUGUCUGCAAGUCAGAUAAAAUCUCCCGGAAUCUGGAACGAGUGGCCAAAGAGGGCGACUAAAUGAUUGCAAAAGGCAUGUUGAGGGAGCAGGAGUGUUUGAAGCAGCGCUUGGUGGAGGAGGACACAGAUGCCUGGCAGACAGACCCAGACUUCAGUGGGCUGAAGAGAGUGGGGGGUGUGGACCUGUCCUUCAUUAAAGGAGACGAGAUCAAUGCCUGCGCUCAACUCGUCGUUCUGAGCUACCCUCAACUAGAGGUGCAGUAUGAGGUCAGUGAGAUGGUCAACCUGAGCGCCCCCUAUAUUGCUGGAUUUCUGGCUUUUAGAGAAGCUCCUCCCCUUUUGCAGCUUCUACAGAGACUGGAAAAAGAGCAGCCCUCUCUAAUGCCACAGGUGCUGUUUGUUGACGGAAACGGUCUCUUUCAUUACAGAGAGUUUGGCCUGGCUUGUCACCUUGGAGUACUUUCGGACUUGCCCUGUGUGGGCGUGGCUAAAAACCUGCUGCAAGUGCAGGGCGUGUCUAAAACUGAUGAACAUUUGUCACAGAUCAGUUCUCUGAAGAAAGCUGGAGACACGUUUCCUCUGACUGCAGCCUCUGGGAGAACACUCGGACAGGCCCUUCGAAGUUCAGGCAGCAGCACUAAACCAGUCUAUGUGUCUGUGGGUCAUCGGAUCAGUCUGGCUACAGCAGUCCGUCUCACACUCUCCUGCUGCCGGUACCGUGUACCUGAACCUAUACGACAGGCCGACAUUCGCUCCAGAGAAUAUUUGCGAACACACUUCCCUCCCGCCAGCUCUGAUUAGACACACACACACACAUACCUGCACAGAUGCUCCCCUCCAGAUUCCCUUCCAUCACCUGUUUGGCCCCACCCAGUUGCGUCAGAAGGGUUGCUCCAAUCUGCAAGGAUGAAGAUGCUACAAGACCUGGGCUGAUGAUGGGACCUACGCCAAAGAAUUUUGUUAAAAUAAAAAAAAAUUGUUUUACUUUGAAUUGUUAAUAUUUUGAUCAAAAAUUAAAGGAUUUUAACUACA